Messenger RNA from Saccostrea echinata, 585 nucleotides. RefSeq lists its product as uncharacterized. The record is from RefSeq and is a predicted model, not a curated record. Lineage: Eukaryota; Metazoa; Mollusca; Bivalvia; Ostreida; Ostreidae. The transcript is spliced from 2 exons. The coding region runs from base 1 to 585 and encodes 194 amino acids.
AUGGAGCCUAAUAUCCUAACAGGUGCCCUAAGCAUGGAGUCUAAUGUCCUAACAGGUGCCCUAAGCAUGGAGUCUAAUGUCCUAACAGGUGCCCUAACGAUGGAGCCUAAUGCCCUAACAGGUGCCCUAACUAUAGAGUCUAAUCUCCUAACAGGUGUCCUAACAAUGGAGCCUAAUGUCCUAACAAGUGCUGUAACCAUGGAGUCUAAUGUCCUAACAGGUGCCCUAACGAUGGAGCCUAAUGCCCUAACAGGUGCCCUAACUAUGGAGUCUAAUCUCCUAAAAGGUGCUCUAACGAUGGAGCCAAAUGCCCUAGCAGGUGCCUUAACGAUGGAGCCUAAUGCUCUAACAGGUGCCCUGACUAUGGAGUCUUAUCUCCUAACAGGUGCCCUAACUAUGGAGCCUAAUGCUCUAACAGGUGCCCUAAUGACGUUAGGUGUCAGAUUUUCAGAUUUUACUAAAACCAGGAGACAUACAUCUCAUAGUAUUGGAGAUUUCAAUGCAAAGACUGGCAGCAACAACAAAGGCGAUGGAAAUGUUAUGGGGAAGCAUGGGAUAGAAAGACAAAAUGAAAAUGAAGAAUGA